UAUCGUCCUCUUUCCGUUGUAUCCGAACCAAAAUUGAGGAAGAGGGGCUCGCCCAGCACGGCUCUCUCGGAUCAUCAAGAUACCAGACAAACCAAUACGAACUCCUACCUUUGAUAAGGAACGAUCACCCGGUCCGUAUCUUUUCAAACUGACCUCAAGUCGGGCCAUGGAAACCUGAAAAGGCUUUUCAUCUGUACAGAUUUCUUCUGUAUCUCAUUUGCGCGCCAGGUGCCUUAAAUUAUUGACUGAUACGACCCGUUUUUUGCCGCCUUCUCUCUUCUACAAAUGAUUCACGAAGACAUAACUUAUGACAAGGAUUUGCGUCUGGGUGGUGGGAGAACUAGUAGUGUGUUCAGAGGAACUCUGAAUGGCGGUACGGUUGCGGUCAAGGUUCUAAGUGAUGAGGUCUCACCUGAUACUUUACUUCGUCGCGUACAGCAAUGGCAGAACAUGAGUCAUCCGAAUCUCUCUCAAUUAUUUGGCAUGUCUCCCGAUGACCAAGAUCCGCUAUAUAUCGUCAUGCCUUGUUAUUUUCAUGGGAACAGCCGCCAAUACUUGGAUGAAAAUCCGAAUGUCGAUCGACGUAAAAUCGUCUUUGAAACUGCCUUGGGUAUGCAAUAUCUUCAUUCAUGCAACAUCGUACACGGGGGCCUGAAGCCAUCUAAUAUUCUUAUCAAUGAUGCCGGAGAUGCAUGUAUAUCUGAUUGGAGUAUGGUGGAUUUUCAGCCAAGUCGGAACAAAGAAGCGCAUAGGUAUUACAGUCCUGAAGCCUGGAAAGGGACGACGUCGUUCCCUUCCGAUGUUUACGCAUUUGCCAUGAGCGCAUAUGAGCUCUUCACUUCAACAUUUCCGUGGGGCGUGCUUCCCGAAAAGCACAUAUACCAACUCGUUGUAUAUGAGGACAGCCGACCUGAUCGUCCAGACCCAGCCCUCGGAGCAAGAGUCGGGCUGACCGACCACAUAUGGGGGAUCAUCGAAGAGUCGUGGCACAAAGAGUCUCGUCUUCGGCCAAGUUUCGACAUCAUCAUUAGAUUGUGGCAGAGUGUUCCCGACAAUGCUCCAGGAAAAGGCCAGAGGCAACAAACACUGAAUGUUCUAAAUCCCCCAAGUCCAUCGGACAUGAGGGCCCUUUCCUCAAGAUUUAACGAUAUGACGACGGGGUUGGUCAGAAGUCCGACGCAGUCUGUGAGGUCACUGGAAAUAAGUCCGCCGACGUAUGAAGCAUCUUCAUCUAUGAUGGCUCCAGCAUUUUCCGUCUUGCCAGAGUCGGCACCGGCUCGAUUCGAUUUGUCUCCUCCGCGCGGCGUACGAAGCGCGAGUCCACGAUCUACUGGUUCCAGUUCACCUCACCCUUCUGGAGGCAUUGCCCGGCCCAGUUCCCUCCCAUCUUCGUCUUAUCGUGAUCCAAUGCCAACUUGGGACAUGGGAAAUUCGUCGUUUGGACAGGCUUACUCUCCGAAUCUGCCGGUGUACCCUGAAGAGGGCGAGCGCUUUGGUGGGCUCGGUACGUAUGCACCGUCGUCUGUGCCUCCCAUGGGUCUGGGCAGGAGCGACUCCAUAAUGACACGUCAACCGAACCGGCGUGGUUAUGCUCCUAGCCAAAAUGGCUCUACGUCAUGGGACAGACAGUCUAUUCGUAGCGACGAGGUUUCUGGUGCCAGCGUUACACAACCUGUCAACGCGGUUUUUUUGGUGGGUGCAUUGCAAUUGGAAGUCCAAUCUACUCGUAGUCGCGACAUGAUCGAUUCCUGUCUCGUCAAGGUGCAUUUCCUUGCCCAGUCCGAGAAAGGCGCAGAGAAACUAGUCACCGCGGGUAUCGUUCCAAUCUUGAUCUAUCUUCUCAAAAUACGAGCCGCCGACGGUGAGGGUUUGGAGAUAGUUCUGGCUAGUCUUGGUCUUGUCGCUCACGACUCAAUCAGUGCCAAUACGAUUUUCCGCACCAACACCGUCAGCACCUUGAUAGAGCUAGUCGUCUCAUCGCUCUCGGAAGAUGUUGUCACCCUCGCUAUAUGGUGUCUGCAUCGCAUGUGCCGUACUCCUGAAAUCUCAGCGGGGUUGAUCAAGCGAAACCUGGUCCGCAUGCUCAUCGAACGGGGUAUUCGGUUUUCUAUGCUCACCGCCCGGAUGUCAGCAUGGUGUCUUGGCAUUCUCGUUCACACUGAUGCCCAGGCGGACCAGCUCAAUGACCUUGGUGUCAUUCCGCAGAUUGUGGAGUAUCUGAGGCGCGCGUCUUCUGACCCUAAUGCCUCACCGAAUGAUGUAUCUGCGGCACUGUAUGCCAUCGCACGUAUAGCUCGGUCGAUCAAGCUUGGCAAAACACUUGCUAAAGCGGGCUGUGUGGGGUGGAUCUCGCAGCACCUCGCGUCAUCAACAGAGCCUUCGAUACUAUUGUGGGCUGCGCGUGCGGUGGGGUGCAUGAUGCGUCCCAAUAGCGCUGACAUUGCCAAAAUACUCUUGGAUGCUGGCAUCGCCAGCGGUCUUGCAAGAUUACCGAGCGUGCUCCCCUCGGAUGAAGUUGAACCCCUGGGAUCGUUCGCUUUUGCUGUACAGAGGUUUAGCUGCGCUGAAUGGGGUUCAGGGACGAGGAAGGUUUUGGUGGAAGCCGGAGUAGUGGAUUCGCUUUUGGCUGCCCUGAGGACGGUUGCGGAUGAGCCGAAGCCGCAGAUACACGUCGAGAUGGCGCUUGCUGUUAGCUUUUUGGGUGAUGUUGGGGGAGCUGCGAUAAGGAGGGAGAUUGUGAGUGCUGGUGGGAUCACUAUUUUAAAGAGGGUGGGUGCGAAUGGGAGUCCGGAGGUGGCGAAGGCGUGUGGGAUGGCGGUGACGAGUAUAACGGGGAAUUUGUGGACAAGGAACGCUGCUUCUGCGAAAACGGCCAUGACACACAACUGGAGUGGUGGAUGUCCUGAUUAUUAUGUGGACUGUCCGAUCGCUAUUACGAGUCUGGACAGUUCGUAACGCAUAUGAGUCCUUUAUGGUUUUGUUAUCAGUUUGAAAUCUUCAUCUUAUGCUCUAUUUUCCUCCAAUGUAUUAAAUUUGUAUGUUUGUGUACUGUAUCUUAUAGCACUCUGCGUCUUGGCUAUUAGCGGGGCUUCUUACAAUACUUACAAGAGAAAUUUCUCCUAUGGAAAUAUACUAUAUCUGUUCUAUUAGCUGCACCCUGUACCAUGUAAUU
Guyanagaster necrorhizus is the source of this 3172-nucleotide messenger RNA. RefSeq lists its product as uncharacterized. Gene Ontology annotation, biological process: protein phosphorylation. Lineage: Eukaryota; Fungi; Basidiomycota; Agaricomycetes; Agaricales; Physalacriaceae. The record is from RefSeq and is a predicted model, not a curated record. Gene Ontology annotation, molecular function: protein binding; protein serine/threonine kinase activity; ATP binding. The transcript is spliced from 11 exons. The coding region runs from base 286 to 2955 and encodes 889 amino acids.